Cyclopterus lumpus (lumpfish) is the source of this 2400-nucleotide messenger RNA. RefSeq names its product cadherin 8 (gene cdh8). NCBI's taxonomy places the organism in Eukaryota, Metazoa, Chordata, Actinopteri, Perciformes, Cyclopteridae. Gene Ontology annotation, biological process: cell morphogenesis; synaptic transmission, glutamatergic; multicellular organism development. Gene Ontology annotation, cellular component: synaptic cleft; adherens junction; plasma membrane. The transcript is spliced from 11 exons. The record is from RefSeq and is a predicted model, not a curated record. Gene Ontology annotation, molecular function: calcium ion binding; cadherin binding. The coding region runs from base 1 to 2400 and encodes 799 amino acids.
AUGCCAAAGCGGUCCGAGGAGAUGCUGGUGGAUCUGUGGAUGUCCUUGCUGCUGGUGUGGAUUACUUGUGUUCCUUGUGUGUCUAUGACUCCCAUCAUAGGCCAGUCCAAAGGCACACAAACCGGUGGGUCUGCAGCGGAGGCGAGCGGUCCUGGCGAAGGACAAAGAUUACUGAGCCGCGCCAAGAGAGGAUGGGUUUGGAAUCAAAUGUUUGUGCUGGAGGAAUUUUCUGGACCCGAUCCAAUUCUGGUUGGCAGGCUACACACAGACUUGGAUGUGGGCGGCAAGAACAUCAAGUACGUCCUGGCGGGCGAGGGCGCCGGCACCAUCUUCGCCAUCAAUGAACUGACGGGCGACAUCCACGCCAUGAAGAGGCUGGACCGCGAGGAGAAGGCCGAGUACACUUUGACGGCCCAGGUGGUCAACGCCGACACGGACGAGCCCUUGGAGCCGCCGUCCGAGUUCAUCAUCAAAGUCCAGGACAUUAACGACAAUCCGCCGCAGUUCAACGAAGGCCCUUACCGAGCUUCUGUUCCAGAAAUGUCUGCUGUUGGUACCCCGGUUACCCGGGUAACAGCGACAGAUGCCGAUGAUCCGGUGUACGGGAACAGCGCUAGACUUGUCUACAGCAUCCUGGAGGGACAACCAUAUUUCUCCGUCGAGCCCAACUCCGCGACCAUAAAGAUUGCUCUCCAUGGGAUGGAUCGGGAGAUGAGAGAGGAGUACCUGGUGGUCAUUCAGGCUAAGGACAUGGGAGGACACAUGGGCGGCUUGUCUGGGACCACCACCGUCACCGUCACGCUGACGGACAUCAACGACAACCCACCCAAGUUCUCUAAAAGUUUGUACGAGUUUGUGAUCCCAGAAGAUCUACCGGUGGGGAAAAUGGGCGGCAAGGUGAAAGCGAAUGACAGAGACAUCGGCGAGAAUUCAAAGUCAACGUACAGCAUCAUCGAGGGGGAUGACCAAGGCAUGUUUGAGAUUGUCACGGACUCGCAGACGCAAGAGGGGAUUCUUCGCCUGAAAAAGCCUAUAGACUACGAGAGCAAGAGAGCCUACACCCUGAAAGUGGAAGCCACCAACGUCCGCUCCGAGCCCAGCAGCGGUGCGCCCUUCAAGGACACGGCUACAGUAAAGAUCGUGGUGGAGGACUCCGACGAACCUCCGAUUUUCUUCAAACCCGUGUACUUGCUGGAAGUGAAUGAGAACGCCCCCGUUAACACGGUCAUAGGGACGGUCACCGCCAGGGAUCCCGACUCUACUGGGAGCCUUGUCAGGUACUUCAUCGAUCGGCACACGGACCUGGAGAGGCAGUUCAACAUCAACGUGGACAACGGGAAGAUCACGCUGGCCAAGCCGCUGGACCGGGAGACGGACACGUGGCACAACAUCACGGUGACCGCCACAGAAGUCAGAAACCACAGUCAGAUAUCGAGAGCCAUUGUGGCCAUCAGAGUGAUGGACAUUAACGACAAUGCCCCUGAAUUUGCAACUGAAUAUGAGGCCUUCCUGUGUGAAAAUGGAAAACCUGGACAGGUGAUCCAGACUGUCAGCGCGGUGGACAAAGACGACCCAAUCCAGGGCCACUACUUUGACUAUCGUCUCGUCCCCGAGAUGCUCAACAACCCCAAUUUCACCAUCAAGAACAACCAAGACAAUUCAAUCAGUGUGUUGGCCAAGCACGAUACCUUCCGGCGACAGAAGCAGGAGAUGUACUUCCUGCCUAUCAUUGUGACGGACAACGGGAGCCCGCCGAUGAGCAGCACCAACACCUUGACCAUCCGAGUGUGCGGGUGCAGUAAGGACGGCAUUGUUCAGUCCUGCAACGUGGAGGCCUACGUCUUACCCAUCGGCCUUAGCAUGGGAGCUCUCAUCGCCAUCCUGGCCUGCAUUAUACUGCUAUUAGUAAUAGUAGUACUUUUUGUGACCCUGAGGAGACACAAAAAUGAGCCUCUGAUUAUAAAGGAUGACGAGGACGUAAGGGAGAAUAUUAUCCGCUACGAUGACGAGGGAGGCGGCGAGGAGGACACAGAGGCCUUCGACAUCGCCACGCUGCAGAACCCGGACGGCAUCAACGGUUACCUUCCGCGCAAGGACAUCAAGCCCGACCUGCAGUUCAUGCCGCGGGCAGGGCAACACUCCGGCCCGAACGGCGUGGACGUGGACGAGUUCAUCAAUGUGCGGCUCCACGAGGCAGACAAUGAUCCCACAGCGCCGCCUUACGACUCCAUCCAGAUCUAUGGAUACGAGGGUCGGGGAUCCAUUGCCGGCUCCCUCAGUUCGCUGGAGACGGCGUCGUCGGACUCGGACCAGAACUAUGACUAUCUCAGAGAGUGGGGCCCGCGCUUCAGGAGACUUGGGGAGCUCUACUCUGUGGGCGAGAGUGACCGCGAGACCUGA